CAAAGAGGCUAGCCAUGACUGAACACAGAGGCCACAAGCAACAUGAUAUUGAUUUCAGCAACCUACCUGAUUGUAUUCUUGAUCAGAUUCUGUCUUUUAUGCCCACAAAAGAUGCUGUAAAGACAUCUAUAUUAUCUACAAGAUGGAAGAACCUGUGGGUUUCUGUUCCCAAUAUUGAUUUUGAUGAUGCAUUGUUGUGUGCUAGAGAGGUUGAUGGUUGGCGUAGGCCUCAUGUGACUUCCUUUGUGAACUUUGUAGAAAGAGUUCUACGCUUAUGCAAUCCAUCGAAGAUGGAGAAGUUUCGUCUAUCAUGUCGUGUUUUCCGUGAUGCAUUUCAGAUACGUUCAUGGAUUUCUCAUGCAAUCAUGCACAAUGUUCAGGAGCUUGAUCUAUCUCUCUUUGCAAAGGAUCCAUCUAUGAUUCCUCGGUCUGUGUUUCAUAACACAUCAUUGGUUAGCCUUAAAAUAAGAAUGGAUUGUGCUAUUCAACUCCCAUCACAUGUUUCUUUUCCAUGCCUGAAAGCAUUGCAAUUGUCCUAUGUUCAGUUCCUGCAUGAUGAUUUUACAGAAACGUUUCUCUCAGGCUGCCCAGUUCUUGAAAAAUUGAUAUUAUUCAAUAACAGCUUCAAAUCGAACAUUACAAUUUCAAGUUCCUCCUUAAAGAGCUUGACCAUACGUGAUCUGUCACGGUUUGGGGAAAUCGAUGAUCUUAGUGGCUGUAAGAUCAAGAUUGGUGCAGAAAAUCUUAUUUACUUUGAAUAUAUCGGAUAUCUAUCCAACUGGAUUAUGUUUAGUGAUACAUCAUCUCUCGACAUAUCAUUCAUUAAUAUUCCGACUCACAAUGAGAGGCUACAGAAAGUUGCAAACCGAGCUAUUGAUCUACUUAAACAACUACAAUAUGUCGUGUCUUUGAGGUUAUCUAAUCUUACCUUGCAGGGACUCAUGCACCUUGGUGAGAACAAUUUAAUUUGGUCAUCAAUACCUAUAUGCAUGUCGAAUUGCCUAAAGAUAGUGGCCAUGAAGAACUUUCAUGGUUAUGAUUCAGAAAUAUGUUUACUAAAAAAUGUUUUGAAGACUGCGCGUGUAUUGGAGAGGAUGGAUAUUAGGUGGUCUGAGACUUAUCUACGAGAUCUGAAGAGGAAAACAAAUGCGAGGAAGGAAUUGGAAAAGAUUGUAAAGAGCUCUCCUGCUUGUGUCAUCAAGUUCUCGUGA
This is a messenger RNA of Lactuca sativa (garden lettuce), 1211 nucleotides long. Its product is annotated as F-box/LRR-repeat protein At3g58900. The record is from RefSeq and is a predicted model, not a curated record. Gene Ontology annotation, molecular function: protein binding. Lineage: Eukaryota; Viridiplantae; Streptophyta; Magnoliopsida; Asterales; Asteraceae.